AAAAAGUUGAUUCUUUAAUUCUUUAUUGCUGCAGCAAAAGCAAACGUUCGAACAAAGUGAUAAUUAUUAUUUUGUAUUGUCCGGCGAAUUUUGAACUAGUGAUGUAAAACCUGUCAGAGCAAAUCUCUAUUUGCCAUGUUAGCAGAGUUGCAAAGCUGGAAUAAAACCAUCCGGGAGUAAUUGUGUGAAGCGAACACCAGGUUAUUGAUCAUGGCUGCAUCUAAACCAGGUCCAGGUCCGACAGGCAAAGAAGAGCUGACGCUGAAGUAUGGUAGAUCAACUUUCGACCGCAAGGCAUUCCUGGUGAACAACGAGUUCAUGUCGGAUGUAGUAUUUCUGGUUGGAACCAAGCGGAAGCAACGGAUUUACGCGCACAAGCUGUUUCUUAUUGCGGCUUCGGAGUAUUUUUUUGCCAUGUUCAAUGGCAACUUUCGGGAAUCCGGCGAAAACGAAAUAGUCAUUGAGGAUGUGGAACCGGAAAUAUUCCUGGAGAUUAUGAAGUUUAUUUAUUGCGGCAAGAUCGAACUGACCUUUAGUAACAUUCAUGAGAUUUACAUUCAUUCGAGCAAAUACAUGCUUAUGGAAUUGCUUGCCAUGGCUUCCAGCUUCCUGGAACGCAGUAUCGACUCUGAUAACGUACUGAAAAUUUUUACCCAGAAUAGGUUUUACGGUUUCCAGUUUGUAGAUGAAGAAUGCUUACAGAUCAUUUGUAACAACCCGCUGUAUUACUUCAACCACGAGGAAUUUGCCAUUAUCGAUCGAGAAUCCCUCAGUCUAAUAUUUAGAUCGAAGAAAAUAAAUUGCACCGACGAUCAGUUGAUGGGGGCGUUGGACAUUUGGGAGAAAAAUCAUGAAACAGAAAACGUGGACGAGCUCAAGGCAAUCAUAAAGAACGCCAAGCGAUCUUACGAUUGCUACAAACUGCGUCUUUUCGGGCCAUCAUCGGGAUCGGAACCGAACGACUUUGGAUUUUCUAUAACCUCGGAGACAAUCGUACUCAUGUUUGGUAUCGGGGUGUUCAUCAAGUCUGCCGCUAGAGUCAUCUCGAUCGAUGUCAAAAUUUGGGAGAACGAUCUCGAGAUUAAGUAUGAUCAGUUCGAGUACGAAAACGAUGACUUCGUAACGGUGGAUGUGGCUAAUCUGUUUUUCGAGCAAAUCGUGCUGAUCCCUCACAAGAUUUACAAGAUUUCACUGAACAUCACACCGGCACUGGAACCUUUUACCAUUCAGAACCCGAAGAUUCACCAUGAUCGCAUCAAGAUGUCAAUCGCCAACGUCUUGUACGGCCGCUGUGACAGCACAUAUUGUGCGAUCGCGCAUUUGCACUGUAAGGAGCGGGUGCCAAAGUUGAAGAAAUAAUCGUAUGUUUUUAAGUAGGCUUAAAAAGUUCAGAUUUCUCUCGUGUUAGAAGAAUUUUGUUGAUCCUCUAUUUUAUAUUAUGUAGGCGUACUUACAAUUACAGUCCAGUGUAAAUAAAGGAUGUCUAGGAACACAA
Molecule: messenger RNA, 1495 nt
Organism: Wyeomyia smithii (pitcher-plant mosquito)
Lineage: Eukaryota; Metazoa; Arthropoda; Insecta; Diptera; Culicidae
Product: BTB/POZ domain-containing protein 6-B-like
Exons: 2
Coding region: 211-1359 (382 amino acids)
Biological process (GO): neurogenesis
Cellular component (GO): cytosol
Molecular function (GO): protein binding
Source: RefSeq, a predicted model, not a curated record